AUGUUCUGUGACCAUCAAGGAGAAUAAUCAUUCUGUAUAUGUUGUCAAUAACUUAUUUGUGAAUUAUGUAUAUGUUGUACAAAUUCAAAAAAAAUAAAUGUGCCAAAAAUACAUUUAAAUGCACUUUGUUCAAGAUGUGAUUAAACUUAAGCUUAAAUUAAAUGUGAAUAGUGUAUGUUUCAAUUCUGUUAAGAAUGUUUUUAAUCAGUUCAUAAAAUAGGCAAAUUUUCAACUCAUAUCAAAAUUGAAAUCAAUUAAGAUCUACACUAAUAAAUAAUCAAAUAAAUGUCUAUAAUUACAGAACUUGAAUAAUACUGUUAAGAAUAAAUGACAUCGAUUUUAUAAUAUUUUGAUUAGAUCUAAGUAGUAUUAGAUAGGAAAAAAAAAUAGUUUCUUGAUGUUAUAUCUAAUUAUCGUAAUUAAUAAAUAAAAUAGCUUAAAUAGAGAAUAAAUUUAAUUGAAGCAGCUGUCAAAAUUAAUUCAGAAUAAUCUUUUGAAAUCCCAAAGUGUCUAAUUUAUUAAAAAGAAACAUUUAAUUUAACCGCCAAAGAAUAAAUUAUAGACUUGAUUUUAAAUAUUGAUAUUUAAAAAAACCUUGACUAAAGUACUCUAAGUCCACAUAAAAUUCUUACUUAAUCAAAUGUGAGAAGGAGUGCCAGUUGUAAAAAAUUGGAAUCUUAAGAAAAAAUUGUUGAGAUUUGUGAAACUUUUGAAAAGAGAAAAUUUAUUAAAUCAUUGUGUUAAUCUAAUUCAAUUUAAUUAUAAUGGACUCAUUCUAGAUAGAAGGUUGACUAUAAUUUAGAAAUGGGAAUUGGCAUGAAAAUUAAAGGAGUUGAAUAAUUUAAAUAAAUUUAUAUAGGUAUUGAACCAUAAUUUACAAUUACUGGAUUAUAAGCAAAAACCAAUUACAAAUUUAGAAUUUAAAGUAUAUUUGAAAAUAAGACAAGUGAAUUCAGUGAAAUCUUGAAUUUAGCUACAUCUUAAUAAUAAUCUAUUGAGGAUAGUCUAAUAAUUUCUAAGAAAAUAAUAAAUAAUGAUAUAUAGGUUUAAUUUGAGAAACCUGGAUUAGUUUUAGGCACAAAUCCAUUAUACUUUGGAAUAUGGUCUUGGGAAAUCAAAUUAAUAAUUAAUGGAAUAAUUGAAGAUUUGACAGCCAGUUUGGUUGUUGGAUUAGCUAAUAAAUAAAGAAAGAUUGUUGGAACUACAUUGAAUUAUGGUUAUUAAAGAGACUCCUUGAUUAUUAAGGUCUUAGUUGAUAUGGACAAUAAGUUAAUGACUAUAACUUCGAAGAUGCAUCCAAAUGGAGAAAGAUUCUAUAAUAUAAUAGGUCCUGUAUUUCCAGCAUUUUAAAAUAAAAAUACUCAUAAAGGAUCAGGAUGUAAAUUAUUGAUAUAAUAUUAAUAAUUAUGAAUAAAAAAGAAUUAAGAAAACUUAAUUCAUAUGUAGAUAAAGAAGUACUCAAUCUGACAGGUGAUCUUUAUCCAUUUGCUCUUUUCUCAUAAACAAAACCACUAAAUCAUUAGAAAUGGGUUUAAGAGGAAAUAAUGCUAACUAAUCAUAACAUAGAAAAAGUGAAGGCAUGGGUACGAGAACAAGAGAAAGGGUAAAUGUUUAGAGGAGAAAAAGUCAAUUACGAUCCAGAAUAUCUUGAAUUUAAAGAAGAGGAAAUAAGUAUUGAUAAUGAUUGGAGUUUUGAAGAGACUUAAUAUUUAUUCAAUUAAUUGAGGAACUUUAAUUACAAUUUCAUAGUACUGUCUGAUAGAUAUUCAUAUCAAAAUAAAAACAGAGAUAUUUAUUAAUUGAAAGAUAGAUAUUAUAGUGUUGUUAAUGAAGUAUUAUAGAAGAGGAAUGAAAAAUCACAUAUUCUAUAUAAUUAUGUUUAUGAUGAAGAAUAUGAUCGAUUUAGAAAUAUGGAACUUGAAAAGUAUUUAAAAAGAACAAAAUAAAUAUGUGAUGAAGAUNAAAUAUAUAUAUAUAUGCUUAAUAAUUUAGAUAAAUUAGAAUAUCAAAAAUAUAUGAAUUUCAUAUUUUGCAUAUUUAAGAAAAUGAUUAGACCUAAUUUACUAAUAAAAGUUUUUGAUAUCAUUUUAUUAAAGAUUGAAUAUGAUAAGGCAUUAAUAAUAAAUUCUUUAGUUAAAAAUUAUUUUUGUGGAUAAGUACUAUCAUAAAUUGAUGAAAAUUUAAAAUGGUUAUUGAAAACUAAUAAAUAAAAUCAUGUUUUCUAAUACAAUGUUAUAUUUCAUUAUGUAAUAAAUUGA
Molecule: messenger RNA, 2258 nt
Organism: Paramecium pentaurelia
Lineage: Eukaryota; Ciliophora; Oligohymenophorea; Peniculida; Parameciidae
Source: the annotation of a GenBank genome assembly